GUGACGGAGGACUCCAAGAGGGCACGUUCCCCUUGGACGGCAUGCAGAACCAGGAAAUCGGCACGAUGGAGGCGCAGCCGACGACGGCGAGGUACAAGGGAGUGCGAUUGAGGAAGUGGGGCAAAUGGGUGGCCGAAGUGCGAUUCCCCAACAGCCGCCAGCGGCUGUGGCUCGGCUCCUACCCGACGCCCGAGAUGGCUGCGCGAGCCUACGACGCUGCCGUGUACUGCCUGCGCGGCCCCGGCGCGGAGUUCAACUUCCCGAGCCACCCACCCAGCAUACCGUCGGCCGACAAGCUGAGCCGGUACGAGAUACGUGAGGCGGCCGAGCGGCACGCGCGCGAAGGGCCGCAGCGGGAGGAGGCAGAGGAAGCUGGCGAGCAAGUGGCGGAUCCUGGUGCGGGAAGCUCUGGUUUAGGGGCGCCGUCGGGGCAGCCGGCCGAGCCGUCAUCAUCAGUGCCGGUUUUCGACGACGCCACAGCGAGCGGUGGGGAAUGGUUCGAUGGUUUCUGGUGUGACGCCGGGGGCGGCAUCGACGAUGACGAUAUCUAUCGAUCGUCUCCUCUUUGGAACUUCCAUCAGUAGAACGAAUGCCACUGUUCAUCGAACACCCCGUAAAUUCGUACUCGAGGCGCUUUCUUCGCGCUUAUACUCGUAGACGCCCCAGCCUUACUAUGCGAGCCAUGUCCUGGUUGACUUGUGUCAAAUUGGAUAUGGUCGUUGACUAUUUGCUUUACGUUGUAGAUUCUUCGAUCAGAUACAUAAUCCGCACUUACAACGCUUCCUUCUCACUCA
Molecule: messenger RNA, 794 nt
Organism: Musa acuminata AAA Group (dessert banana)
Lineage: Eukaryota; Viridiplantae; Streptophyta; Magnoliopsida; Zingiberales; Musaceae
Product: ethylene-responsive transcription factor ERF017-like
Exons: 1
Coding region: 42-584 (180 amino acids)
Biological process (GO): regulation of DNA-templated transcription
Molecular function (GO): DNA-binding transcription factor activity; DNA binding
Source: RefSeq, a predicted model, not a curated record